Messenger RNA from Puntigrus tetrazona (Sumatra barb), 2015 nucleotides. Its product is annotated as acidic repeat-containing protein-like. Gene Ontology annotation, molecular function: calcium ion binding. Lineage: Eukaryota; Metazoa; Chordata; Actinopteri; Cypriniformes; Cyprinidae. Bases 411 to 1355 code for a protein of 314 amino acids. The transcript has 6 exons. The record is from RefSeq and is a predicted model, not a curated record.
CUGUCUGUCUCUGCACCAUUAGUGAGGUCCGUGCUGCAGACACCGCCUUGCCAACCACACUGCUCUUCGUAGUCCUUAAGUGCUAACUCAACGCAGAGGGAACAUUUUUUGUAAAUUUUUCAAAAAUCUACAGAACACACCGGCUGGCGAAGGGAUCCUUGUGUUCGUCUGUCAUUGGGAACAAGCGUGCAAACUAUUGGAAUACUUUGGACCUCUUGACGUCACCUGUUCUACCUCGCCAUAGCCUGGGUGCAGCCGAGUGUCUGUGUGAUCGCGUGUGAGUGUGUUUGUGAACGUGUGUGGUUUAAGAGGAUCUAGGUGGUGUCUACAUUGGGUUUUGGUUUAACAGGUGCACGUGCAGGAGCGUUGCACUGUGGUUCCUCUGUUUGGAUUUACUGCUCUGAUCAGACAUGGCUACUCUGAGAAGCUUGCUGCUAGGGCUCUUGUUGGCCCUGCUUUGCUCCUUCCAGACACCGCUGGCGCCCUCAGCCUCUGUCAAAGCCCAGGAUCUGCCAUUUGUCCGUGAGGAAGGCCUGAUGGCUGAUGAUGAUGAUGACGAUGAUGAUGACGACGACGACGAUGAUGAUGAUGACGACGAUGAUGACGACGACGAUGAUGAUGAUGACGAUGAUGAUGAUGACGAUGAUGACGACGAUGAUGACGACGAUGAUGAUGACGACGAUGAUGACGAUGACGACGAUGACGACGACGACGAUGAUGAUGAUGAUGAUGAUGACGACGAUGAUGACGAUGACGACGAUGAUGAUGAUGACGAUGAUGACGAUGAUGAUGACGAUGACGACGAUGACGACGAUGACGACGAUGAUGAUGAUGAUGAUGAUGAUGAUGAUGACGAUGACGACGACGACGAUGAUGAUGACGAUGAUGAUGACGAUGAUGACGACGAUGAUGACGACGAUGAUGACGACGACGAUGACGACGAUGAUGAUGACGAUGAUGACGACGAUGAUGAUGACGACGAUGAUGAUGACGAUGAUGAUGAUGAUGACGAUGAUGACGACGAUGACGAUGAUGAUGAUGAUGAUGAUGAUGAUGAUGAUGAUGAUCAUGAAGAUGAUGACGAUGAUGAUGAUUAUCAUGAAGGAUCUAUUUGUUCACUGUGUGCCCACUGUGAGCACUGCGACAGCUGUGAUAAGUGCCCAUGCAAAAAGAAAGAUGACUCUGCGCACUGUGACUUCUGUGAUGACUGUGGAAAGUGCUACAUGUGUCCUGUUUGUGAGGCCGUCUGCAAGCCAGGUGGCUUUGUCGACUCUGUUUCUGGAUCCAUCUAUAAGACUGUCGCAGACGUCUUUAAUGAUGAUGACGAUGACGACGACGACGACGAUGACAACUAAACCCAUUCAUCACCAGCAUGUGGCCAAAAGAGGAACGUGCAAUUGGGCGUUGCGUUUCACAGAUUUCAGGAUUUACAUUGUAGCGUUAUGUUCAUUGUCAUUAAGUUAUUUUUUCUCUUUUUAAUGUUAUCACAUCACACGCUACAGUCUGGUCAAUAAAUACAUAUACGUGGAACUUAACUAAUUUCAUUAGGCUACCUUAAAUUAAAUGUAUUUAAUUGAACAACAUUUCCCUUUUAAACAGUCUUGUGAUUAACAAAAGUUAUGAUAUGAAAUGUAAUUGCAAACCUAACUGUGUUGUUUUGAGACUACUUAUGGAAUAAAAUGAGGGAACGUUUUAUUUAUUUGUUUAAGUAAUAAUACUUUAAAACCUACAUCAGUGUUGACAGAGUAUAAUUGUCUGUGAGGGAUGUCCUUACUGUCUCUGUUAAAUAGGUUGUAAUGUUUUUCACUUUGCUGUCAAUUUUUCCGCUGACGAAACAUGAUUUCCAAACAUGAUUUGUGAUAUUAAAUAUGGCCUUAAAGGGAUGUUAAUCCAAAAAACAAAACUGUGUCAUCUUUACUCACCAUCAUGUUGUUUCAAAGUUCUGAACUAGCACGAGUGAGCCUUUAGAUAUAAUGUCCACUAGUAUGGUAUGGUAAUAAAAACAACUAAAUAUU